Molecule: messenger RNA, 756 nt
Organism: Labrus mixtus (cuckoo wrasse)
Lineage: Eukaryota; Metazoa; Chordata; Actinopteri; Labriformes; Labridae
Product: SLC35A4 upstream open reading frame protein
Exons: 3
Coding region: 124-435 (103 amino acids)
Source: RefSeq, a predicted model, not a curated record
AUUUCAGGGUUUCAGCUGCACUUAAUAUCAGACCAAGCUAAUCGAGAAGAAGUGGGAAAAAAAAAACCGAUCAGACCGGAUCAGACAUUAGUAACUGAACACAUAUCACCGCACUGAGCAAACAUGGCGGAUGACAAGGAUCCUUUGAAACAGCUGAAAGAUCUGACGCAGCUCAAAACCCAGUUGGAGGAAAUCCAGAGACGAGUAGAAAACCAGGUGUCUGUGGGGAUUCCUCAGGGUAGCACAGUUUUGGGAUCUCCAUUCCUGAAAGGCUUUCUGGCUGGCUAUGUGGUGGCCAAGCUCCGAUCCUCUGUCAUCCUGGGAGUGCUGCUGGGAACAAUCACUGGCCUGUAUGCGGCGCAAAACUAUCAAGUGCCUAACAUUGAAAGGACCGUAAAAGAUUGCAUGAACAACUUGAAAAAAGGACCAAAAUAAUGUGGGCAGACUGCUAAUCCUGCCAGUUACUGGAACAAGAGGACGAAAUACCGUUCAAGAGGCUAUCUUGUCGGAAGCUUGUAACAGAUCAGGCCUCAAGAUUUCUACUUACUGGACUACGGAUAUACUCGUGUAACAGUAAUCUCAUUGGGGACACAAAGUAAAAGACUGUCUUUUUUCUGAUUCAUUUUGGUUCCAGGUUCAUUUUAAUACUGCUCUGUUUCAUUUCAACCAGUAUCUCUUCAAUGUCAGCACAAAUGUAAGAUUUUGUGAAGACAAGGAUUGGUUUGGUCCAUCAGAUUUCAUAAAUUGUGAAGCUUU